Messenger RNA from Sinocyclocheilus rhinocerous, 989 nucleotides. RefSeq names its product autophagy-related protein 101-like. Gene Ontology annotation, cellular component: phagophore assembly site; Atg1/ULK1 kinase complex. The coding region runs from base 105 to 761 and encodes 218 amino acids. The record is from RefSeq and is a predicted model, not a curated record. The transcript has 3 exons. NCBI's taxonomy places the organism in Eukaryota, Metazoa, Chordata, Actinopteri, Cypriniformes, Cyprinidae. Gene Ontology annotation, biological process: autophagosome assembly; autophagy. Gene Ontology annotation, molecular function: protein kinase binding.
UCCCGCCCUGUACAUCUGACGUGUGUUUACAAAACAAAAGCAGUCCAUUGCAAGAAAAAAUGUGCAUCGACAUUUUGUACGUAAGAAGCUUAUUAUAGACCAUCAUGAACUGUCGAUCAGAAGUCCUGGAGGUGUCAGUGGAGGGCAGGCAAGUGGAGGAGGCCAUGCUGGCCGUCCUGCACACGAUCCUCCUGCACCGCAGCACAGGUAAAUUUCACUAUAAGAAAGAGGGCACGUACUCCAUCGGCACGGUGGGAACUCAAGACGUGGACUGCGACUUCAUCGACUUCACAUUCGUGCGAGUGUCUUCUGAUGAGCUGGACAGGGUUAUCAGGAAAGCGGUAGCCGAGUUUAAGGAUGCUCUUGGUAAUUCUGGGAGUGAUGGCAUGGGUCAGAUCUCUUUGGAGUUCUACCAGAAGAAGAAGUCACGCUGGCCCUUUUCAGACGAAUGCAUCCCGUGGGAGGUCUGGAGCAUCAAGGUGAACGUGGUGAACCUGGCCAACGAACAGGAGCGUCAGAUCUGCAGGGAGAAGGUUGGCGAGAAGCUCGGCGAGAAAGUCAUCAACAUCGUGGAGGUCAUCAACCGUCACGAUUACCUUCCCAAGAUGCCCACGCAGUCGGAAGUGGACAAUGUGUUCGAUACGAGUUUGAAAGACGUCCAGCCGUAUCUGUACAAGAUCACGUACCAGAUCACUGAUUCUCUGGGCACGUCAGUGAGCACUACCAUGAGGAGGCUGAUCAAAGACACGCUGGCAUUGUAAAGGACAGUGAAACAGCUGAAGCCAGAUGCUUCUUGGAUGUUUAUGAUGAUCAUGUCAAAAUAGAAAAUCACAUUACAUUGUUCCUGAAUGGGAUUUACACUUUCCCUGUAUAAUAAUGGUAUACACUAUCGUUAUAUCAGCUAAUUCAAGCAAGAAUAUUAUUGUAACUUGUUUUUUGUUUUUUUUAAUAAAAUCUAAUUAUGUUACCUGAAUUAUAUUGUUCGGAAU